Erigeron canadensis is the source of this 2016-nucleotide messenger RNA. Its product is annotated as pumilio homolog 12-like. Gene Ontology annotation, cellular component: cytoplasm. Gene Ontology annotation, molecular function: mRNA binding. The transcript is spliced from 6 exons. NCBI's taxonomy places the organism in Eukaryota, Viridiplantae, Streptophyta, Magnoliopsida, Asterales, Asteraceae. The record is from RefSeq and is a predicted model, not a curated record. Gene Ontology annotation, biological process: post-transcriptional regulation of gene expression. Bases 1 to 2016 code for a protein of 671 amino acids.
AUGGCGCAUUAUGCGAUUCAACAAGAUGUUCGUGAUACUGCCUCCUCUUCAAGAACGUAUACAAGACGCGACGAUCGCAGUGAGUCUCACAACCGUCUUUUUCGAGAUUAUUUUGCCGAGGAACCGAAAUUUAAUGAGACUUUUUUUAGACAAAGGUUUCGUAUCAGUAGACGGUUGUUUGUGAAGAUAGCUUCAGAUUUGGAAAACAAUUUUAGUUAUUUUCAAAGGAAGAUCGACGCUCGUGGUAAAUGGGGGUUUUCGGCUUUACAGAGAUGCACAUCUGUAGUUCGCCAGUUAGGAUACGGUAGUAAUCCCGACAGUUUAGAUGAUUACCUAAAUAUGUCGGAAAGAUCGUCACGUGACACCCUUAAUGCUUUUUGUGAUGGAGUCAUUAAGUUGUAUCGGCAUGAAUAUUUGCGUAGGCCAACGCGUACAGAUACGCAACGCAUUCUUGAUCAUCAUGCAAGAAACAUUUCAAUCAUUCAAACCCGAAAUGGGUUUCACUUCUCGCCGGAGUUUCUUACAUCCGGCGAGUUUUUUCCGACGUCUGAUCGUCUUCCCCCGCCUCUUGAUCGUUUUCCGCCGCCGUUUGACGUUGAUCGGAGCUUGUGUGACUUGUUUUCUGGUCUCAAUCUUUCUUCGGCUAUCUCCGGUCACGUAUCCGGUCAUAUGAUCGACCCACCGCCGUUGCUCCGCCGCACACUCGCCGCCAGUUCUUCAGUUCAUGACUUUUCCGACAUGGGUUUUGGGUUUCCGGGAAAUGACUUUUCCGACGUGGGUUUUGGGUUUCCGGCAAAUGGGUCUCCGGUGAUGUACUCCGGUGACGUAUUUCCGGCCAGUCAUUCGCUCUUGUGUGAUGAUACAGAAAGUUUCCGGCGAAACUCUUUUUCUAGGAAUGUUGACUAUUUUCUUGACUUUGACCAAAAGUCAACCUUGUGCUCCAAGAAAUACCUUUAUAAAAAUCUUUCUGAAAACAGAAAUCUUGUAACUAGAAAUGAAAUUGAAAAUGGAAAUUUGGGAAUUUGGUCAUUAAGGAAUUUAAGGGGUAGGAUUUAUACAUUGGCUAAAGAUCAAAAUGGAUGUAGGAUUUUACAAACAUUAUUUGAAAGACCAACAAUAGAAGAUGUGCAGGUUGUUUUUAAUGAAGUUGUGGAUUGUGUUUCGGAUUUAAUGAAUGAUUUAUUUGGGAAUUAUUUGGUUCAGAAACUCGUUUCGGUUUGUAACGAAGAUCAGAAAAUGCAGUUGAUAUUUUCAUUGAUGCAAGUCCCAAACAAUAUCAUUCUUGUUUGUAUGAGUCCUCAUGGGACUAGAGCUAUGCAAAGAUUGUUGGAAAAUCUGAAAGAUCCAAAUCAGAUUCAGCUUGUAAUCAAGGCUUUACAGCGAGGUGUCACAACAUUGGCAAAGGACCCAAAUGGUCAUCAUGUUAUACAAUAUUGUCUGGUGCAUUUCGAUUCUGAAUAUAACAAGCCUAUUCUCUUUGAAAUAGCAAAUGAUUGCUACGCGAUUGCAACAGAUAGGAGUGGCUGCUGUGUGCUGCAGGCUUGUGUUGAACACUCCCGUGGAGACCUUAGAACACGUAUAGUCACUAAGAUUAUGUUGAAUUCAGUAAACCUAGCUGAAGAUCCUUUUGGGAAUUAUGUUUUACAACACAUGGUGGGACUGAAUAUACCAGCGCUAACUUCUUUGCUUGUGAGGCACCUUCAAGGGAAUUUUGCAGCUCUGUCCCGCAAUAAAUAUGCUAGCAAUGUCGUCGAGAAGUGUCUGACUGAAUCCAGAGAGGAUGUAUCUAAUCGAAUAGUUCUGGAACUACUCACUAGCCCAGAUUCUUCUUUGCUUCUGACAGACCAGUAUGCAAAUUUUGUUAUUCAGUCUGCACUUAAAAUCUCCAGGGGCCCAGCGUACAACUGCCUACGCAACCUGAUUUCCGAGAACGUGGCAUCCAUGCGAACCAAUCUUUAUGGGAAAAAGAUACUGGAAAGAUUUGAAAAGAAGAAGGUCAACUUGAUAAAGAACUAG